This is a messenger RNA of Emericellopsis atlantica, 1017 nucleotides long. RefSeq lists its product as uncharacterized. Lineage: Eukaryota; Fungi; Ascomycota; Sordariomycetes; Hypocreales; Bionectriaceae. The record is from RefSeq and is a predicted model, not a curated record. The transcript has 2 exons. The coding region runs from base 143 to 766 and encodes 207 amino acids.
ACAGAUGUUCCUGGCGUUGCACAUCAAAAGACGCUCCCAUGGUCCAAGGGGACGCAUUCACGGUGGGCAGCGUUUGGGAGGUCAUUCUUGAGUUGCGUCUAUUGUCCUCCGUGUGCGUUGUGUCGGUCAACAAGCUGUUUUCAUGCUCAUUGCGACGGAGCCUCUCUUCGAGUUUGGCGGCGACCUCCUCUACUGGAACAUGUUGCUGGAGGCUUCUGAGGGCAAAGUCUCGAUCCAAACCCUGCGCGACAGCUUGGAACACCGUAUCGGCUGCAUGCACUCGCUCCUGGAGAACUCUUCGUUCGCUUCGCAACUUCUCCUUGGUCUCUCCAGGUCUCUCGUCGUAUACACAAUCUCGUUGACUUUGUUCGCAGCGUUGGCAUGGUUGCAAGCCGUUGCACUGGGUGUGUUAAUGCGGAAGCGAGGCGAUGGUGUGAGCGCAAGUGUGUGCGAAGCCAGCAUUCUCGACACUGGAAAGCCCCCGGCUGGGCAUAUGGGCGAUGUCUGUCCGUGUCAUAGGAAAGAACUCACCCGAGCUCGCUUUUGUCGACAAAAGCGACAGGCACUGUACGACGACUUAUUCUUACCCAUGGCUCUCGAGAGGAGAAACGGGGCCUUGGCUGUCGUGUCGACUCUUGAAUUUCGACGGGCAGGGCGAGCCUAUUUGAAACACACUGUGUGCCGCUACGUUAUGGAAGCUGUGUCGGCAGAGAUGAUGAAAGACGAGCAAAUCACGAUGACGGGCCUGAUUCGACACAUGGAGUAGCUCGCGCUGAAGAUCAAUACCGUGUACGCGGCACGGCUGAGCUCGACCAACAUCCCGGCGUUGGGGCAAGAAGCGAGAGAAGAGUGAAGAUCGAUCAGAAUCACGAUGAAGGGGGGUCGGCAAAACUUCAAGGGGCCGUCCAGGAGAUGUCGCCUGUCGUUCGCGUUAAUAUGGGACUGGAUAUGCCAACAGUACAUAAAGAAAGGUACGUACCGAGUCUUGGCUCUUCCCGGUGCGGCCACUGCUUCAAU